AGGUGCCUGAGGAAGUUGCGGUGGCUGGUACCUGACAGCUGGGGAGCAAGUGGCGGCGUGCCGCGGGGUGAAUUGUGAGAACGCUCAGACUGAAUGCUUUGCAGGCAGUUCACUAGGCAAAGAGGAUAAAGCCUUUCCCCUUCUGGGAACCCAGCUCGGAUCGGAGGCCGCGCCGUGUUUCUCACCCACGAUCCCCAUGCACUAGAAGUGAGGUGCAGGCUCCCUGAACGAACGAAGAUGGAUAGAAAGAGAGAGGUCUAGAAGAGACGAGUGGCAGGGUGAGGGAUCCUUCUAGAGAGACUUCACAGAAGCAGGAGGAAUAGAAAAGAAGAGGAAAAAAAAAAGGCAGAUGUUAGAAAAAUACAGUGAGUGACCUGCUAGGUGUAAUCAGCCAUGAUUGAAAAAUACAAUCUGUCAACGGGAGAUAAAGAUGCUGCAGCUGUGUUUCAUGAGAGGGGGCCUCGGGUUCCUGGGCGCCAAGCGCCUCUCCCUGAUUCAUGGCGCCUUCCAGAGCACCCAGCGAGUGGAGUACAAGCCCAUCAAGAAAGUCAUGGUGGCCAACAGAGGGGAAAUUGCCAUCCGGGUGUUCCGAGCCUGCACCGAGCUGGGGAUCCGGACGGUGGCCGUUUAUUCCGAGCAGGACACGGGGCACAUGCACAGACAGAAGGCGGAUGAGGCUUAUCUCAUUGGGAAGGGAUUGCCCCCAGUCCAGGCGUAUUUGCACAUUCCUGACAUCAUCAAAGUAGCCAAGGAGAAUGAAGUGGAUGCUGUGCACCCUGGCUACGGCUUCCUAUCUGAGCGCUCGGACUUCGCCCAGGCUUGCUGUGAUGCUGGAGUACGCUUCAUCGGCCCCAGCCCAGAGGUGGUACGCAAGAUGGGUGACAAGGUGGAAGCCCGCGCUAUCGCCAUUUCUGCAGGGGUCCCUGUGGUGCCGGGCACUGACUCUCCAAUAUCAUCUCUCAAUGAGGCCCAUGAGUUCUCCAACAAGUAUGGCUUCCCUAUCAUCUUCAAAGCUGCGUAUGGCGGAGGCGGACGGGGCAUGAGGGUCGUGCGCAGCUAUGAGGAACUGGAGGAGAAUUACACCCGGGCAUUCUCAGAGGCGCUGGCUGCUUUUGGGAAUGGGGCUCUCUUUGUGGAGAAGUUCAUCGAGAAGCCAAGACACAUUGAGGUCCAGAUUCUGGGGGACAAGUAUGGGAAUGUGGUGCACCUUUACGAGCGGGACUGCUCCAUCCAGAGGCGGCACCAGAAGGUUGUGGAGAUUGCCCCGGCGGCUCACCUCGACUGCCAGCUCCGUACCAAACUCACCAGUGAUGCUGUCAGACUGGCCAAGCAGGUAGGAUAUGAAAAUGCUGGCACCGUGGAGUUCCUGGUAGAUAAACAUGGCAAACACUACUUCAUUGAGGUGAAUUCCCGGCUUCAAGUGGAGCACACGGUGACAGAAGAGAUCACAGACGUGGACCUGGUGCAUGCCCAGAUCCACAUCGCGGAGGGGAAGAGCCUGGCAGAGUUGAGCCUGCGGCAGGACAGCAUACGCAUCAAUGGCUGUGCCAUCCAGUGCCGCGUCACCACUGAGGAUCCCUCCCGUGGCUUCCAGCCCGACACCGGCCGCAUCGAGGUUUUCCGAAGCGGUGAGGGCAUGGGUAUCCGUCUGGACAGCGCCUCCGCCUUCCAGGGGGCUGUCAUCUCUCCUCACUAUGAUUCCUUGCUGGUCAAGGUGAUUGCCCAUGGGAAGGACCAUCCCACGGCUGCCUCCAAGAUGAGCCGAGCCCUGGCCGAGUUCCGCAUCCGAGGUGUCAAGACCAACAUCCCCUUCCUGCAAAACGUGCUGAGCAAUGACCAGUUCCUGCGGGGCACGGUGGACACACAGUUCAUCGACGAGAACCCUGAGCUCUUCAAUCUGCGCCCGGGCCAGAACAGGGCCCAGAAGCUGCUACAUUAUCUGGGCCAUGUGAUGGUCAACGGCCCCAUCACACCCAUCCCUGUCAAGGCCCGCCCAUCCCCAAUUGAUCCUGUCGUGCCCACUGUGCCUUUGGGUGACCCCCCUACUGGCUUCCGAGAUAUCCUGCUCCGGGAGGGUCCCCAGGGCUUUGCCAAGGCCGUGAGGCAGCACCAUGGGCUGCUGCUCAUGGACACGACCUUCCGGGAUGCUCACCAGUCCCUGCUGGCCACCCGCGUCCGCACACAUGACCUCAAGAAGAUCUCACCUUUCGUGGCCCACAACUUCAACAACCUCUUCAGCAUUGAGAACUGGGGAGGUGCCACAUUUGACGUCGCCAUGCGUUUCCUGUACGAGUGCCCGUGGCAGCGGCUGCAGGAGCUCCGUGAGCUUAUCCCCAACAUCCCCUUCCAGAUGCUGCUGCGGGGGGCCAACGCCGUGGGGUACACCAACUACCCCGACAACUCCGUCUUCAAGUUCUGUGAAGUGGCAAAGGAGAAUGGCAUGGACAUCUUCCGGGUCUUCGAUUCGCUCAAUUACCUGCCCAACAUGCUGCUGGGAAUGGAGGCAGCGGGGCAAGCCGGGGGGGUGGUGGAGGCUGCAAUCUCCUACACAGGAGACGUGGCCGACCCCACCCGCACCAAAUACACCCUGGAAUACUAUGUCCAGCUGGCCGAGGAGCUGGUGAAAGCUGGGACCCACAUCCUCUGCAUCAAGGACAUGGCUGGGCUGCUGAAGCCGCGCGCCUCGGAGCUGCUGGUGGGGGCGCUGCGCCAGCGCUUCCCCGAGAUGCCCAUCCACAUCCACACCCACGACACCUCCGGGGCGGGUGUGGCCUCCAUGCUAGCCUGCGCCGCCGCUGGCGCUGACAUCGUCGAUGUGGCAGUGGAUGCCAUGUCCGGCAUGACCUCGCAGCCCAGCAUGGGUGCCUUGGUGGCCUGCACCCGGGGCACCAGCCAGGACACAGGCAUCCAGAUGGAGAAGGUUUUUGACUACAGCGAGUACUGGGAGAUGGCACGGGGCCUGUACGCCGCCUUCGACUGCACGGCCACCAUGAAGUCGGGCAACGCUGACGUGUAUGAGAACGAGAUCCCGGGCGGCCAGUACACCAACCUGCACUUCCAGGCCCACAGCAUGGGGCUGGGCAACAAGUUCAAGCAGGUCAAGAAAGCCUAUGUUGAAGCCAACAAGCUGCUGGGGGAUCUCAUCAAGGUGACGCCAUCAUCGAAGAUCGUGGGGGACCUGGCGCAGUUCAUGGUGCAGAACAACCUGUCACGGCAGGAGGUGGAGGCCAUGGCAGACGAGCUCUCCUUCCCGCUCUCUGUGGUGGAGUUCCUACAGGGCUACAUCGGGAUUCCCUACGGGGGCUUCCCUGAGCCCUUCCGCUCCAAGGUGCUGAAGGACCUGCCCCGCAUCGAGGGGCGCCCGGGGGCCUCGCUGCCGGCCCUGGACUUCCAGCAGCUGGAGAAGGAGCUGCGCACGCGGCACCAGGAGGAGGAGAUCACCCCCGAGGACGUGCUCUCAGCCGCCAUGUACCCCAAGGUUUUCGACGAGUUCAAGGAGUUCACGGCCACCUUUGGCCCCGUCGAGUGCCUGAGCACCCGCCUCUUCCUGGAGGGACCCAAGAUAGCCGAGGAGUUCGAGGUCGAGCUGGAACGUGGAAAGACCCUGCACAUCAAAGCCCUCGCACUGGGAGACCUGAACCGGGCUGGCCAACGUGAGGUCUUCUUCGAACUCAAUGGGCAGCUGCGCUCCAUCCUGGUCAAGGACACACAAGCCAUGAAGGAGAUGCAUUUCCACCCCAAGGUGUUGAAGGACAUCAAGGGCCAGAUUGGGGCCCCCAUGCCCGGCAAGGUCAUCGACAUCAAGGUGGAGGAGGGGGCAAAGGUCGACAAGGGGCAGCCCCUCUGUGUGCUCAGUGCCAUGAAGAUGGAGACCGUGGUCAACUCCCCCGUGGCCGGCACCGUCAAAAAGAUCUAUGUCAAACCGGACAUGAACCUAGAGGGGGAUGACCUCAUCCUGGAAAUCGAAUAG
This is a messenger RNA of Gopherus evgoodei (Goodes thornscrub tortoise), 3970 nucleotides long. It is a transcript of the gene PC, whose product is annotated as pyruvate carboxylase. The record is from RefSeq and is a predicted model, not a curated record. NCBI's taxonomy places the organism in Eukaryota, Metazoa, Chordata, Testudines, Testudinidae. Gene Ontology annotation, molecular function: ATP binding; pyruvate carboxylase activity; metal ion binding. The coding region runs from base 431 to 3970 and encodes 1179 amino acids. Gene Ontology annotation, cellular component: cytoplasm. The transcript is spliced from 24 exons. Gene Ontology annotation, biological process: gluconeogenesis; pyruvate metabolic process.